Messenger RNA from Arvicanthis niloticus (Nile rat), 1393 nucleotides. It is a transcript of the gene Tat, whose product is annotated as tyrosine aminotransferase. The record is from RefSeq and is a predicted model, not a curated record. Lineage: Eukaryota; Metazoa; Chordata; Mammalia; Rodentia; Muridae. Gene Ontology annotation, molecular function: pyridoxal phosphate binding; L-tyrosine:2-oxoglutarate transaminase activity. Gene Ontology annotation, biological process: biosynthetic process; L-phenylalanine catabolic process; L-tyrosine catabolic process.
CUCUUUUUCCCUGUAGGCUUCCUGAGCCAUGGACUCCUAUGUGAUUCAGACGAGUGUCAAUGACAGCCUGCCUUCAGUUCUGGAUGUGCAUGUCAAUAUUGGCGGGAGAAGCUCGGUGCAAGGAAGAACGAAAGGCAGGAAGGCCAGGUGGAAUGUGAGGCCCUCUGACAUGUCCAAUAAAACCUUUAAUCCCAUCCGAGCCAUCGUGGACAACAUGAAGGUGAAGCCGAAUCCGAACAAAACCGUGAUUUCUCUGUCAAUUGGGGACCCUACUGUGUUUGGGAACCUGCCUACAGACCCUGAAGUGACCCAAGCCAUGAAAGAUGCCCUAGACUCGGGGAAGUACAAUGGUUAUGCCCCAUCCAUUGGUUACCUAUCCAGUCGGGAGGAGGUCGCUUCUUGCUACCAUUGUCAUGAGGCUCCUCUGGAAGCGAAGGAUGUCAUUCUGACAAGCGGCUGCAGUCAGGCCAUUGAGCUCUGUCUAGCUGUGUUGGCCAAUCCUGGACAAAACAUCCUCAUUCCAAGGCCCGGCUUUUCCCUCUAUAGGACUUUGGCUGAGUCUAUGGGAAUUGAGGUCAAACUCUACAAUCUAUUGCCCGAGAAGUCUUGGGAAAUUGACCUAAAACAACUGGAAUCUCUGAUUGACGAAAAAACAGCUUGUCUCGUUGUCAACAACCCAUCCAAUCCAUGCGGCUCAGUGUUCAGUAAGCGGCACCUUCAGAAGAUUUUGGCAGUGGCUGAAAGGCAAUGUGUCCCCAUCUUAGCCGAUGAGAUCUAUGGUGACAUGGUGUUUUCAGAUCGCAAGUAUGAACCACUGGCCACCCUCAGCACCAAUGUCCCCAUCCUGUCCUGUGGUGGGCUGGCCAAGCGCUGGCUGGUUCCUGGCUGGAGGCUGGGCUGGAUCCUCAUCCAUGAUCGGAGAGACAUUUUUGGCAAUGAGAUUCGAGACGGGCUGGUGAAACUGAGUCAGCGGAUCCUGGGACCAUGCACCAUUGUCCAAGGCGCUCUGAAGAGCAUCCUUCAGCGUACCCCUCAGGAGUUCUACCAUGACACUUUAAGCUUUCUUAAGUCCAAUGCGGACCUCUGCUAUGGGGCACUGGCUGCCAUUCCUGGACUCCAGCCAGUUCGCCCUUCUGGAGCCAUGUACCUGAUGGUGGGAAUUGAGAUGGAGCAUUUUCCAGAAUUUGAGAAUGAUGUGGAGUUCACAGAGCGGUUAAUUGCAGAGCAGGCUGUCCACUGCCUCCCAGCAACGUGCUUCGAGUAUCCAAACUUCUUCCGGGUGGUCAUCACAGUCCCCGAGGUGAUGAUGCUGGAGGCGUGUAGCCGAAUCCAGGAGUUCUGUGAACAGCACUACCACUGUGCUGAAGGCAGCCAAGAGGAGUGUGACAAAUAG